AAAGGAGUUUGUCAUCGGUGAUAAACAAUGCCGCUUGGGAGGAAAUGGAAGCUGCAGGAAAGGAAGAAUAUUAUUUGGCCAUAUCUGGAGGUACUGUUGACGAAAAUGGCACACCCAUUAUUAAAAUAAUAACUGAUGGAACUUGGUGCAAAAGAUCGUUUGGAAUUUGGAACUAAUUACAGGGCCUUGUCUGGAAUGGUGAGUAAAUAGUAAUACACAAUUACAUUUGAAUAUGUGUGUAUGAGAAUGUGCGUGUGUUUAAGCGAACAUUUCAUUUGUUGUCAAAACUUACUUUGUACUUAUUUACAGGCUUGUAUUAUUGGAGCGCGCAGUAGAAAAGUAUUAUUUGCAAGCACUAGAAAUUCCUACUGUUGCAUAUGCGCUCGAUCUUCCACUAAGAACGAACCAUCACAUGAACAUAUUUGUUAUAAAAACUGGUUAAAAACACCAACAGCGAUGGAAGCAGAUAUAAUUGUGGAAGGUUUCAAAAACAGCAUGUCAAUGCACAAUUUGAAAUAUGGGUACAUUAUAGGAGAUGGAGACAGCAGUGUUAUGGCGCAACUCACAAAAGCCCAGCCUUAUGGACCAGAAUUCACCAUAACCAAAAUUGAAUGUUCUAAUCACAUACUCAGAAAUUACCUUCGGCGAAUAAGAGACAUAAGCACGAAAACUAAGAAUCCUGUUUGGCAAGUUCCACUGAGUGCAAGAAGAGCUAUUACUGUUGAUAGGCAACUUCGUUUGCGGUCUGCUGUGACAAGUGCUAUGAAGUACAGGGCUGGUCAAGCAGACUUAACUUUACAACAAAAGAUUAAUGAACUGAAGAAGGAUAUACAAAAUGGCCCAUUCCAUGCUUUUGGAGACCACAGCAUGUGUCAGGAACGAGGGUAUUUCUGUACAGGUCCAAAGCAAGAUGAGGAUAAUAUAGUUCCAGAUUUGAAAGUAGUUGGUAUUUGGGAUGAGAUUUUAGCAGCCAGAAAUAUUGUUGCUUCCCACGCAGCUAGCCUCAUUCACAAUGUUUCAACAAACAGGGCAGAGUCCUUCAAUUCCAUUAUUUGCAAAUAUGUAAGUGGAAAGAGAGUGAAUCAUUGUCUUCGUGGAGGAUACAAUAUAAGGUGUGAUUUGUCAGUGAUAAAUGUAAAUAGCGAUGGCAGAACACAGGGUAUAAUUCACAAGAGUUUAACAAGACACAGCCCAGGGAAAAUUUGCAAACAAAACAUUCUAAGUAAACAAAAUUCAGUUUCAAAGCGGCGUAAAAGACGCAAUCAAAAACAUAGAAUACGAAGAAGAAAACGUUUGGUAAUGAGUGGCCCAGACUGUCAUUACGGCAUUUUUUGUGUUUCUUUAUUUUAUUACAGACCAUACAAUGAGCUCAGCUUAAACAAAAGUUAUUGUUAAUUUUAUUUAUGGAUAAUGUUUUUUUACUCAUUUAUUAGUUUUAAUUUAUUUCCAAACUAUUUUGUUUUAUUAGCUUAAGCAAGCAUCUUUCAAAUAAAAUUUUUUUGUAGCUUCCAAACACUUUUAGCAUAUAUUAUUCUAAUGAUUAUCGUAAUUUAGUGAGUUUGGAUUAUUUUUAUGUCUUUCCUGGUAUGUUAGGUCUUUUGAGAUCUAGGCGACGUUUUUACACCUUGAGUAAUUGAGCUUGUGUUUCUGGUAGUGCAUGUUUCACAGUUUUCAAUGAACAGAUUCUUAAAAAUGUAAACAAAUCUGACAAUGGAAAUCGGUAAACAUAAUUUCCAUAAAAUUAUUAUGCUUUGGUGUUGUUCAUACUGUAUUUUACAGAAGGCGGUUAAAAUGAAUAUGAUUAUGUGUAUUAAAAAUUCGUUUACUAAUGUACUGUCUAGUUAUGCUGCUAUGUCAUAAUUAGCAACUGCGUAGUAUUGUCACUGAGACAAUUUUCUAUGACAUCAAUAGAAAACAAAUAUUCAUCUAGAUUUGUAGAAAAGCAAGUUACUAUUGUGAGAUCAUUAAUAGAAUUUUUAUUAUUAUAAACUCUGUACACAUGAAGUGCAUUUUUUAUAAUCGAUAAUAUAUAGAAGUGACAAAAA
Molecule: messenger RNA, 2045 nt
Organism: Bacillus rossius redtenbacheri
Lineage: Eukaryota; Metazoa; Arthropoda; Insecta; Phasmatodea; Bacillidae
Exons: 2
Coding region: 241-1395 (384 amino acids)
Source: RefSeq, a predicted model, not a curated record